Solanum stenotomum is the source of this 1468-nucleotide messenger RNA. Its product is annotated as methanol O-anthraniloyltransferase-like. Gene Ontology annotation, molecular function: acyltransferase activity, transferring groups other than amino-acyl groups. The coding region runs from base 68 to 1414 and encodes 448 amino acids. Lineage: Eukaryota; Viridiplantae; Streptophyta; Magnoliopsida; Solanales; Solanaceae. The transcript has 2 exons. The record is from RefSeq and is a predicted model, not a curated record.
UUCAAAAUAACAACUCAUCGUUACUUAGCACUCUAAAUUCUAUUAAACCGAAUAACACAUUACACGUAUGGCGCACAAGACUAUGCCAAUUUCAAUAACACAUCACAAGCCAAAAUUAGUUGUUCCAUCAAUUAUAACACCCCAUGAGAUAAAACAUCUUUCUGAAAUAGAUGAUCAAGGGAGUACUCGUUUCCAUGUUUCUAUAUUAAUGUUUUAUAAAUAUAAUUCUUUAAUGGAAGAUAAAGAUCCCGCAAAAAUUAUUAAAGAUGGAUUAUCUAAAACACUUGUUUUUUAUUAUCCAUUAGCUGGUAGACUCAUUGAAGGGCCUAAUAAGAAGCUUAUGGUAAAUUGCAAUGGUGAAGGAGUCUUGUUUAUUGAAGCUGAUGCUAAUGUGGAGCUUGACAAAUUAGGUGACUCUAUUAAACCACCAUGUCCAUACUUAGAUUUACUACUUCACAAUGUUCCUGGUUCUGAUGGGAUUAUUGGUUGCCCUCUUUUGCUAAUUCAGGUGACCCGUUUUAGCUGUGGUGGAUUUGCGGUUGGAUUUAGAGCUAAUCACACUAUGGUGGAUGCAUAUGGUAUCAAAAUGUUUCUAAAUGCAUUAAGUGAAUUAAUUCAAGGAGCUUCUACACCUUCCAUAUUACCUGUAUGGCAAAGGCAUCUCCUAAGUGCUAGAUCAUCACCAUGCAUUACACGUACUCACCAUGAAUUCGAUGAGCAAAUUGAAUCAAAAAUUGCAUGGGAAUCUAUUGAAGAUAAGUUGAUACAACAAUCAUUUUUCUUUGGAAAUAAGGAGAUGGAAGUAAUUAAAAAUCAAGUUCCUUCAAAUUGUGGAUGUACAAAAUUCGAGUUAUUAGUGGCGUUUUUAUGGAAAUGUCGUACCAUUGCUCUUGAUUUGCACCCUGAAGAAAUUGUUCAUUUGACAUAUCUUAUUAACAUACGUGGAAAGUCACUAGAAUUUGAAGUACCAUCUGGAUAUUAUGGGAAUGCAUUCAUUACUCCAGCUGCAAUAUCGAAAGCAGGAUUAUUAUGUUCAAGUCCACUAGCAUAUGCAGUUGAAUUGAUCAAGAAACUUAAAGAUCAUAUGAAUGAAGAGUACAUUAAAUCACUAACAGAUUUAAUUGUAAUUAAAGGGAGACCAGAGUUAUCAAAAUCUUGGAAUUUCAUUAUCUCAGAUAAUAGGUCUGCUGGGUUUGAUAAAUAUGAUUUUGGAUGGGGAGAGCCUAUUUUUGGUGGAGUUCCUAAAGCUGUAUCAUUAAUUAGUUUUGGUGUGCCUGUUAAAAAUGAGAAUGGAGAAAAGGGUAUUUUGAUAGCUAUAAGUUUGCCUCCUUUUGCUAUGAAAAAAUUUCAAGAGGUUGUGUAUAACCUUACUUUAAGAAAUGUGGAAGGAGCCAACAUAAUUUCAAAGAUGUAAAAGUACUUGUCCUUCUGGUAUGAUAUUUAUAAAUCAAGUAUUUGUUUUAUGUUC